Lachancea mirantina is the source of this 1545-nucleotide messenger RNA. NCBI's taxonomy places the organism in Eukaryota, Fungi, Ascomycota, Saccharomycetes, Saccharomycetales, Saccharomycetaceae. The record is from the annotation of a GenBank genome assembly.
AUGUUCUGCGCAAUCAGCGGAAAAGUGCCCAAGACGGCCGUGCUUUCACCGAACUCUAAAUGCGUGUUCGAAAAGUCAUUAAUCGAAGAGUAUGUCCGACAAAACGGAAAAGAUCCUAUCUCAAAAGAUGCCUUGGAUGUCACGCAAUUGAUUGAAAUAGCACAAACACCGCAACAAUACGCACUGACCAAGGCUGUUAACUCAUCGACACUGAAAUCGAAUUACUCAAUCCCAAAUUUGUUAUCUACUCUUCAGGAUGAAUGGGAUGCAGUGAUGGUAGAAAACUUUGAAUUACACGAGCAACUGGAUUUCUGCAAAAAAGAGCUCUCUAAGGCGUUGUAUCGAUUCGAUGCGGCCAUGAAUGUAGCAACAAAGGCCACGUCCGAAGCCGACCACUUACGAGAAGAGAUCAAGGUUUUGACUGAAAACUUAGGAAAUAGCGAUCUCAACGCCUCUGAAAAAUUAGAAAAUCAAUUCGAACCUGUCAGCGAUGAGUUUUUACAAGAGUUAGCUCGCAAAUCUCAACAAUUUGUUUCGAAGAAUAAAAAACGGAAGUUUAGAUCAACACGACCACCAUCCGAGCUCAAAUUAUUAUGCGAGAGAGAGCUUUCGACAACGGGAUCCUUUGGGAAGUUUACCUUUAAUAGUUUCGCUGGUUCCGAAAGCGGGGCGAAAUUCGGCGGACUUUUCGACACGACUGGGGACGGCUUCAUACUGGUGAACGAGCAGGAACUUAAGUGCAAUCUCGAUGAGUUAACUAGAGGAGAGGCUCUUGUCUCUUGCAUUGUUCCGGCUGAUGAAAAUCGUCUUCUAUUUGGACUGUUAAAUGGAUCUCAUGGCAUUUUCAAUAUCGACACCAAAACCAUAGAACAUAUCCAAUCCUCUGGUCAUGAUCUUGCCGUGGUGUUCAUCGGAUACCUACCCGGUGUAAGCAGGGACGUUUACGUUACAGUACACGAGCAUGGGAACAUCUUUUUAACCGACAUAAAAAAUUCGAGAUCAUACAUUCUGGAAAGCUCAAGCUUCGAAACAUCUUUGGCAGAUAUGCAUAAAGAUGGCCUUCUUGCUUUGCUUGGAAACAAGUCAGACCUUAUAAUACGUGAGAUAACGAAGCUGAAUAGCGAGCCUGUUGAAGUUCUCAAGAAUCAACCUGAAGACGAUCCCAUUGUAAAUGCCCGCUUUGGGUCCAACGGGUAUUGGCUCUUUGUGGCAACUGCAAAAACACUUAAGGUAAUCGAUCUCAGGAAGCCCGCAGGUACCUUGGCUCUCGAGGAAAUUGCUCUAGACGGCGAAAUCAUCAAAUUUUUUGAUACCGACUUAAGUGGCAGAACAUUAUAUCUCUUGAUCGAAGAUGCCAAUGGAACUGCAUUCCUAAAUGUGUAUGUUUACGAUAAAACAGGAAAGAAGUGGCUGUCAACAUUAAAUUGCCCCGUUAAUUCGGCUUUCAAUGUUCUACUGAUCAAAGAUUUGUUAAUACUCGAGGGAGAAAAUGGAAAUGUCCUGAAGCUUCUAGCUGACGACAAGCUUUUGACUGUUAAAGCCUAG